Messenger RNA from Alternaria rosae, 850 nucleotides. RefSeq lists its product as uncharacterized. The record is from RefSeq and is a predicted model, not a curated record. The transcript has 2 exons. Bases 44 to 673 code for a protein of 209 amino acids. NCBI's taxonomy places the organism in Eukaryota, Fungi, Ascomycota, Dothideomycetes, Pleosporales, Pleosporaceae.
AGUAGAGGCGCAUGAAGAACAGUACUACGAUUGCGCACACACAAUGGCGCAUCAGAUAUCGCUGACUUCGGGUCUAAAUCUGCAUCCAGAUUCAACAACGCUGACCUGUCCUUACACCUUCCUAGUAGCCAUUACACCAAUUUCAUCGACCGUCAUGAGCUACUGGGCACCUUCAAGUCCCUCACGCUCAUUUGUACGCCUACAAACGCAGCUUACGGCUUCUCAAAUCCGACUCAUACAACCCCACAAAGACUUCGGUGAGGUGCGCCUUCCAGUCAACGAACUUACUCUCGCAAACUUCCUCCGCAGCCAGAUCGAACUCGAGGCUUCAUCGCAAGGCGCGCCGAUGGUAUCGAAGCUUGUCGCCCGAUUGCAAGACGCAAAGGCUGGCGAUAAUGAGGACAGUGACGGUGGCGAUAGCGCUUUGGUUCACAUCUUGAGCUUCACAGUACUCGGUGAUGAAAGUGGGGAGCUAGUCCCGAAAGGUCGCAUGUUACUGUGGAAGUGGUCUAAACCUCAUAGUCAGUACCGGAAGGCAGGCUUCUGGAGUUGUAGCUUGACAGAGGUCUUGGUCGAUGCCGAGUGGAAUACUGGUAAAGAUGUUGCGAUAUAUGUGAAGGCUGUUGAAGAGGAGGAGUAUGAGAGGGUGUUGAAAGGCGAGAAGAAGACUUAAGCGGAGUUCACUUGAGCUGAGACUGGGGAGCGUAAGGCGUCUUGAUGUGAGACGUCUGGAUGUUAAGACAGGAGAAGGGAGUGACCGUGCUUUCUCGAAACAGCUCAUUCUGGGAAGGCGCUAUGCUUGAAAGGUGUUAGGCUCACAACGUGUCGAAGGAACGUUCCUGCCGUCACU